This is a messenger RNA of Adineta ricciae, 1026 nucleotides long. The record is from the annotation of a GenBank genome assembly. NCBI's taxonomy places the organism in Eukaryota, Metazoa, Rotifera, Eurotatoria, Adinetida, Adinetidae.
AUGGCUUCUUCUGAUAAAAAAUACACUUCAACAUUACCGAAACUGUACCAGUAUCCGAAUUGGGAGUUGCCAGCAGAAAGUGUUAUCAAAACUCAUUCAUUGUUAGCAUUAUCUGGUUGUGAAGAAAUUCUGCAGAAGAAACAAUCAAGUAUUCCAGAAUCAGUUGGUCUAGCUCGUCCAGAUGCUUGCUGUGUUUUACUGAAUGAAAGUUUUUAUGAUUUAUUGAUUAAAGAGCAUUAUCGAUUGAAUGAAUGUCAUUUAGUAGAAGACAGUGGAACACAUGAAGACGAGGAAGAAGAAGAUUUCCGUCGUCAAUUAGAAUGUAUAAGAAUGGAGUUGGAUAAACAACCGUGUGAACAAAGGAAUUUAGAGUUGAAAAAUCAAUCGACGAAGAUCUUUCCUGCUUUAAAUCAAUUAAAACAUGGCGAUAUAAUACAAUUCCGAAAUGAACGAUUGCAAUUUUCCUAUUAUGUUUAUCAAGCAAAAAAGGGAACAUUUGACCAAUUAUUAAAUCAAUUCAAACUUCAUGUUACAAAUCUUCUCGAAGGAAACGAUUCUCCAAUUAAGAAUUUGCAAUCAUUGCAAACAAAUGACUAUGAAUGGAUUUUGAUUCCAUCAAUUGAACCUGAUGGUUAUGGUAUUCCAUCGAUAUUUAGUGAUGCUCCAUUACAUCAUUUCGGACAUUUAUCACCUGGCGUCAUGUAUCGUUGGAUCUAUGUGAAUUUGAUUGAUUCAUCGAUGCCUAUUUAUGAUUAUAUUCAUCGAGAUAUUGAAUUGAAAAAAACCUGUCCAACUUAUCGAACGUUGGUGAAUGAGGCUGGCGUUACUGAUAGUUUAAUUACUGAUGAAGAUGGUGAAGAGAUGACUAUUGAAGAUUUAGAAACCUUUCCGAUUAGUUACGUCUGUCUUUAUGCAGAAGUCCUAUCAAAAUUAAAUAUCGAAUGGAGAAAAAUUGAUUCAAAUAAUUAUUGCAAUCGGAAUUCGGCUAUGUACCUAUUAGCUAAAUGGAUCCGACAACUGCAAUGA